This is a messenger RNA of Sinocyclocheilus grahami, 798 nucleotides long. RefSeq names its product E3 ubiquitin-protein ligase RNF4-like. The transcript is spliced from 5 exons. Lineage: Eukaryota; Metazoa; Chordata; Actinopteri; Cypriniformes; Cyprinidae. Bases 147 to 548 code for a protein of 133 amino acids. Gene Ontology annotation, biological process: positive regulation of transcription by RNA polymerase II. Gene Ontology annotation, molecular function: transcription factor binding. The record is from RefSeq and is a predicted model, not a curated record.
GUGGCGCUGUGUUUAAGAGCUCUGUGUCUUGCUCUGCUGUAUUUGCGCUGUGGCUCUAAGAGGCUGACUCUAUUAUAAGUAUAGAGGACUUAUCUGGUGGCUAAGUGAUAUUUGAAGGCAUCUUGGGGCUUCAAACACAAGUCAACAUGAGUACUGCUACCCAGAGGAAAAGACGGACAUCAUCUGCUACAUGUUCUCGCCGUGGAAACAGCAAGAGGAACCGGACCCUGAUGUCUCAAACAGCGAGGGAGACCAUUGAUGUGCUGGAGAGUGACCGAACUCGCAGUGAGUUUGAGCAUGUUGAUUUACCAGCUGUCUCCUUUGCCUCUGAUUCUGCUGUCCGUAGGUCUACGCCAGGGGCUGUUAGCUGUCCUGUUUGCAUGGAUGCUUAUUCAGAGAUCAUCGACAGUGGUCGACUCAUGGUCUCCACAAAGUGCGGCCACCUUUUCUGCAGUCAGUGCAUCCGCGACUCUCUCAGCAGAGCUCACAGCUGCCCUACAUGUAGAAAGAAGCUCACACACAAACAGUAUCACCCAAUAUAUAUCUAAUGGUAAAGAUCAGCCGUGUGCAUCUCACAAAGUUCUGUAGUACGCUCUCAUGAAACAAUUUCACAGCUCCAUAUGGUCACUGGCUGUUUCAUAUUUCACACAUCAAUGCCGAUAUGUGAUAUCAGAUGAUCAGAUCAGAUGAUAUUUGGCAUUAUUUUGACUUGCGGGAUUCUGUUGGAACUAAAAGGGCACUUAGUCCAGGAUUAAGUAUUUUUUAAAUUGUGAAUAUAUGCGUAUAUAUAUAUAUAUA